AUGGAGAAGAUAUCGGAUAAGAUAGAAGCUCUUCCUAAGGAUGCACACUAUUUUUCCUUGGAGUUUUUCCCUCCAAAAACCCAGAUGGGAUCAUCAAACCUCCAAGCUCGUCUGGAGCGUAUGUCCCAGGCUCUACGGCCUCUGUUCGUGACUGUUACAUGGGGUGCCGGCGGGAGUACCGCCGCCAGAUCGCUUGAACUGGCAGAGAUAUGUCAGAGACAGCUGGGGUUGACGACAUGUCUUCAUCUGACUUGCACGAACAUGAAUCGAACAUUGAUAGAUGAAGCUCUGGAAGAAACAAAGGCAUUAGGCAUCCGGAAUAUCCUUGCCCUACGUGGGGACCCUCCACGGAGUGAAGAGUACAACAUAGACGGAGAGGAUGAUAGUAACAAAGACUUCAGCCAUGCUGUUGACUUGGUAAGAUACAUCCGCAAGAAAUACGGUGAUUACUUCUGCAUUGGUGUUGCGGGAUAUCCUGAAGGCCAUGCGGACGAAUCUCACCCCGAAGUGCAAGAUCCGUUGAAAGACCUGCCCUACUUGAUUGAGAAAACUCAAGCCGGUGCAGACUUCAUCAUGACCCAAUUAACAUAUGACAUCGAAGCGUAUAGAAAAUAUGAGGACUUGCUCAGGAAUCAUGAAUCAGGAACAUUCAAGACUAUUCCUAUCAUACCCGGCUUAAUGCCCAUUCAGAGCUAUCAUACUCUAACUAGAGUUACUAAGCUCAGCCACGCCAAAAUCCCCCCGGAAAUACUGGCAAAAGUGGAGGCUUGUAAAGCAGAUGACGAGGUUGUGAAGCGAGUUGGUGUCGAUAUUGUCAGUGAACUCGUCGAGGGUAUUAAGAAGAUUUCUACACCAGGCCACCGUGGAUUCCAUUUUUACACCCUUAACCUAGAGAAAUCGGUUUCCUUCAUUCUGGAACGAUGCAACUUGAUCCCCCCAUCAUCUGAAGCUCCUAGUGAUAACGAACUCGAAUUUGAGUUGGCUGUAUCUGAUCGAAGUUCAACAGUACACGAGACAUCCGCACUGACGGCAGGGUAUCCUGCCCUUAACCCACCAAACCGUAACACUACCUUGCAAAUAUCCGAGGGUCUCGGUUCUCUGGGACGAGAAGCUACUUGGGAUGACUUCCCCAACGGUCGUUGGGGUGAUGCUCGCUCUCCAGCCUUUGGUGAAAUUGAUGGAUACGGGCCAUCACUCCAUGUAACGGCGCGGGUCGCCAGAAAAUUAUGGGGCACGCCAACUUCCAGGGAAGAUAUCAGCAAUAUCUUCCGCCGACUUCUUUCCGGCGAACUACAUGCUGUUCCGUGGUCAGAGGGUGGAGCAGGAGAAGAAGGCGGUCUAAACCCCGAAACUGCUACUAUCCGAACUGAGCUACUGAAAUUGGUUGAGGGACGUGGGUGGUGGACACUUGCUUCUCAACCAUCCGUUAAUGGCGUGCGUAACGACCACCCAAUAUUCGGCUGGGGCCCACGAGGCGAAGGUUUCGUGUUCCAGAAAGCCUUCGUUGAAUUCUUCUGCCCGGGAGACGAUUUCCACUCAAAAUUGAAACCUUUACUUAACAGUUAUGGCCAUGAUGAGUUUGCCUGGUUCGCUAUGAAUGCCAAAGGCGACUUCCAGUCAUCCACUUCACCGGAACCACCCGCAUCACCUCCUACGGACUCAACUGAACCUCUUUUUGAUACCGACCCUCUGACUGAUAUGGACAAUGGCAGUGUCAAUGCAGUAACUUGGGGGGUAUUCCGGGGUAAAGAGAUCGUCACCCCAACUAUAAUUGAAGCAGUAAGCUUCCGAGCAUGGGGAGAAGAGGCUUUUGGCAUAUGGGAGGAAUGGAGGCGCAUAUUCCCUCGUGGUAGUGCCAGCGAAAAGCUGAUAAGGGAUGUUAAGGAUGACGUGUGGUUGGUUUGCGUUGUUGGUCAGCGCUUUGGGGCUGGCGGGGAGGUUGGAAAGGAGUCCAAUGAAGACGAUGGACAGUUACUUUGGAAGGUACUAGCAGAUGCCUGGAAAGCUGCAAUGUCUUCCGAAGUUUUACUGUUUCUAUUCACUGUGAAACACCCAAGUCCUCUUGUGUCAGAUCCAGGGCUAAAUGAUUACAUGAAAAUCAAUGUUCAACGCCGCAAGAAAUAUCUGGCCGUUUUUAUACAAAACUAG
Messenger RNA from Microsporum canis CBS 113480, 2148 nucleotides. RefSeq names its product methylenetetrahydrofolate reductase. Gene Ontology annotation, cellular component: cytosol. Gene Ontology annotation, molecular function: FAD binding; methylenetetrahydrofolate reductase [NAD(P)H] activity. The record is from RefSeq and is a predicted model, not a curated record. The transcript is spliced from 5 exons. Gene Ontology annotation, biological process: tetrahydrofolate interconversion. The coding region runs from base 1 to 2148 and encodes 715 amino acids. NCBI's taxonomy places the organism in Eukaryota, Fungi, Ascomycota, Eurotiomycetes, Onygenales, Arthrodermataceae.